AUGAGCCAUCCUUACCAGAAUGUUGAAGAGAUACAGCGCCAGAUGCACCAGAAGCAACAAGAACUGGCAAACCUCCACAACCUUCUCGUCCAGCAAAAUGCACCUGCACCACUCCCUGCCCAGAGCAAUCCCAUGAGCCUGCUCCCGGUCCAAGGUGACUUCCAUGUUGAUGCUGCUGCCGCCGCCUUCAUUCUACAGCAACAGCAGCAACUGCAGCAACAUCAACAGUCAAACGGCGUCUCGCUGGGCCGCCGGGCCACAAUACCCAGGAGCAAGUCCAACAUGGGCUACUCUGCCGCACCCACGAGGAUGAUGGAGCGCGGCAGUGACGACUCACCGCAUCCCGUUAAGCGCGCCAGAGUCAUGUCACAGCAGCACCCCCGUGCGGCGCCCAUGACGGGCAUGGCAAGGAGCGCCUCCCACAGGUCGGAGAAGUCAAUCCCCUUUGUCGCAAAGGGUCCUCUGCAGCCCCUCCAGACGUCAAAUAACCCAAACACCAUGAUGGACCGCUUCUACCAAGGCCAAGACGACCCCCACGUCUUGUUCGAGUCGUCUCUGCAGAGCACGCCGUCGAACCGCCGUCAUUCCGGCCUCUCGCCAGUGGAAGAACAUGCAGCCUUUUUGGACCCCGGCGUUGGUAUGAACAUCGCCGACUACCUGGCUGCACAUGAUGAGAUACCCUCUCCCGCCAUGAUCCCCCCUCCCCAGCAGAGCUACCUGAAUCCCUACGACGGUCGCAACUCCCAGGCCAGCCUAAUCACUUCCGCUUGCCCGUCCAUGAGCUCCGGUACCUCUGCCGCCGAGACGAUGCCCCUGACGAGGGAGAACAGCUCCCUCGACAACCGCUUCGACAACCAGUCCCUCACUGGCGCCUUCGAGAUGGCAAGAAUCAACUCGACCCAGUCGCAAGUCGCCGACUACAUGACCCCUGACGUGUACGCCGUCCCGCCGACGGGCACUUCGCCCAACGGCAAGCCGGAUAGCUUCCUCGCUUACGUCGGGGCCGGCGCCAGCCUCUCGCCGAGAUACGGCCAGCAGUCGCCCAUGGAAGACCAGUUCCUCUCGCAGGGCUCUUCGAUGAUGGAGCGUUCCGUCUCCGCCAACAGCACCGCCUCCACCAAGUCUACUACCGAGCGCCGGGCGAAGGAGGCUCGCCUGCAGCAGAUUCAGAACGCCCACCGGACCAAGAUCUGCCCCAAGCCUUUGGAAGCUGCCAGGCCGUCCCAGUCUGCUGCCGCCGCGAAGAAGGAGGGCAAGGUUGCCGUGUCCAAGGGCACCUACACUCGCCCCAAGCACCCCAAGGUGUUUUGCGACAUGUGCAAUGAACACCCCGACGGCUUCCGCGGCGAUCAUGAGUUGCGGAGACACAUCAAUGCAAAGCACGAGGGCAUUGUCAAGAAGUUUGUGUGCCGAGACCCUUCCACGGUCGGCAUCCAAACCGGCGUCCAGGCCAUCAACCCGCUGUCAAAGUGCAAGCAGUGCGUCGCCCGCAAGCAGUACGGAGCCUACUACAACGCCGCGGCCCACCUCCGCCGCACCCACUUCAAACCCAAGACCCCUCGUGGCAAGAACAAGAGGGGUGACGACGAGGAGAAGCGCGGCGGCAAGGGCGGCGGAGACUGGCCCCCAAUGAACGAGCUCAAGCAGUGGAUGGAGGAGGUGUUUGUCACUGCCGACGACGAGGCCGCCGAGGCCGAGGCCCAGGAGGAGGACGAGGAGGAGGCCGCCGCCGCCGCCGCCGCCGCCGCCGCCGCACAGUUCGACCCCUCCAUGUCAAUGGACCUGUCCAUCGGGCAUAUGGGCGAGAACAUGACGUACGACAUGGGUGGUUUCACGACUUCCUACCACAUGCCCGAACUUGCGGCUAUCGAUACGUCUCAGGCCCCCUACCUGGCCGUCUCCAACAUGCCGCUCUCAUCGGCAUCGGAAGCUUUCGCCUUUUCGCCUUUUACUCAGCACUCGCCAAUGAACGGCCUGUCGCACGAGCCAGCCUUUUCCAUCUCGUCUUCAAACACGGUAACACCAACCACCUUCCAAGACCCACUCGCUGAAGGCUUCGACGGUUACGUCGCUUACUGA
Molecule: messenger RNA, 2079 nt
Organism: Colletotrichum graminicola M1.001
Lineage: Eukaryota; Fungi; Ascomycota; Sordariomycetes; Glomerellales; Glomerellaceae
Exons: 2
Coding region: 1-2079 (692 amino acids)
Source: RefSeq, a predicted model, not a curated record